Messenger RNA from Poecilia reticulata (guppy), 1948 nucleotides. It is a transcript of the gene capzb, whose product is annotated as capping actin protein of muscle Z-line subunit beta. Gene Ontology annotation, biological process: barbed-end actin filament capping; negative regulation of filopodium assembly; regulation of lamellipodium assembly. Gene Ontology annotation, molecular function: actin filament binding. NCBI's taxonomy places the organism in Eukaryota, Metazoa, Chordata, Actinopteri, Cyprinodontiformes, Poeciliidae. The record is from RefSeq and is a predicted model, not a curated record. Gene Ontology annotation, cellular component: F-actin capping protein complex; cytoplasm.
CUCAGAGUGACCCGGAGGUAGAAGCGAGGCCUGCUGUUUUCUCACCGCAGCCUCCUUCCUGUAGCCCGGUUGAGGAAGUGAAUUUCGCUGACAGGGCUGGGUUCAGUGAGGGAGAGGCGAAUAAAACAUCUUCCACUGGGGGAACUAAAACAAAUAAAACGAAAAGAUUAAAAGUCGUGAGGAGCCAGGUGUAUAACCACAGCGAAGCUAAGGCGUACAGCCGUUGGUGAAACCGUUCCCCGCAGAGACCGUCGCAGACAUGAACGAUCAACAGUUGGACUGUGCUCUGGACCUGAUGAGGCGUCUGCCUCCUCAGCAGAUCGAGAAGAACCUCAGUGACCUCAUUGACCUGGUGCCCAGUCUGUGCGAGGACCUCCUCUCCUCAGUGGACCAGCCCCUGAAGAUCGCCCGCGACAAAGUGGUGGGGAAAGACUACCUGCUCUGUGAUUACAAUCGAGACGGCGACUCCUACAGAUCCCCGUGGAGUAAUAAGUAUGAACCUCCCAUUGAAGAUGGUGCGAUGCCUUCAGCUCGGUUGAGGAAACUUGAAGUGGAAGCAAACAACGCCUUCGAUCAGUACAGGGACCUGUACUUUGAGGGUGGCGUGUCCUCUGUGUAUCUCUGGGACUUGGAUCAUGGCUUCGCAGGAGUUAUUCUCAUCAAAAAGGCCGGCGAUGGAUCCAAGAAGAUUAAAGGAUGCUGGGACUCCAUUCAUGUGGUGGAGGUGCAGGAGAAGUCUAGCGGUCGCACUGCUCACUACAAACUCACCUCCACCGUCAUGCUGUGGCUCCAGACAACCAAGACCGGCUCUGGCACCAUGAACCUGGGAGGCAGCCUUACAAGACAGAUGGAGAAAGACGAGACAGUCGGGGAGUCCUCACCUCAUAUCGCCAACAUCGGCCGCCUUGUUGAAGACAUGGAGAACAAGAUUCGCUCCACACUGAAUGAAAUCUACUUUGGGAAGACCAAGGAUAUCGUUAACGGCUUAAGGAGUGUUCAGAGUCAGGCUGACAAGCAACAGAAGGAGGCUCUGAAGGCCGACUUAGUGAAGGCCCUCAAAAGCAAACAUAACGGCUAGAGAAGCUACUGUCGGUUCUCCUCUUCUCCCUUUCCAUCUCUCCACCUCAACUCUGCCGUCUUUUCUUUCUGUCUCUCCCUCCGUACCCUUUUCAGUGCUGCACUCUUUUUAUUUGUUGAAAACAAAAAAGGAAAAAAUGCUUUGCUUUGUAUGGUUUUUUUUUUUUUGUUGUUUUGUUUUUUUCCUCCGUCUUACGUUUUUUCAUCUGCCAUUAAGCCAUUCGGUCUCACUCCGUUUCUCUCCGUCUCCCAUGUUGUUGAUAGUAUUACCACGGUUAAUGAUAAUCCUACAGUGUGUAGUAAUUAUCCCUGGUUCAAAGAAAACAGGAGCGACUCUGGACUCGGACACAGACUGAGCUGUAGUUGCUGUAGGCUUGGCGGCGGUUUUGUUUUACUCAUCGGAUUUAUCUCCUGCACCUAUUUUGUCUACGACUCCCUCCCCGAUAUAUUUGUAUAGAGUAUAACUGUCCACAUAUAUCUAUCGGCCUUCUAAGGGAUGUAAACAUGAGGGCGUCCUUUCUUUCUGCACAACCAGGUUUUGACUUUGUUUUCCUCUUUCUGCAUGCAUGUGAGCCUGUGUGGGAUCAUGGGGAUGGACUGUUAUAAUCACCCUGGACACAACACCCCACCCCAAACAUGCACACAGACAAACAUCACAGUUACUUCCCCCUCUACUCUUCUUCUCUCUCUUCAUCUUCUGAUUUUUGUUUGGGGGUCACAGUUUGUCUUUGUGUCUCAAAGGAAACAUUUGUUUCCAUUUUGGAGGGGAAUCUUUUGUUCUUUUUUUUUUUUUUUUUGGUUUUGUCUUUUGUAAAGCUUAUGAUUCAUAUUGUAUUAGAGCCUCCAGCAACAAUAAAAACUGUAAAAGCUA